AUGGCAAUAUUACCUGGAGUUCCGUACGUCAGAGUGAGUGUUACCACUCCUAAAAAUGCGGUAGAAUACCCUGAUCCCGACGACGGUCAGGAUGGAGACGUGCAAGAUGGCUCUCGAAAAAAUAUGUCUGUUUAUUUCGAAUCCAAGACGGGUACAAAUUUUGGCUUCCGUUACGAUGUCGAUAAUAAGAAGAUGCCGUGGGGCAAAAAGAAGAAAAAGUAUUGCUUAGGAUUUUUUGCAACAAUUGACGGACGCAAGACUAGCUCAACUGUCAUCUGCAAUGAGGACGGAUUUAAACCAAACAUGUGGGAGCACAAUUUGAACGGAGAACGUCUCAGACAACCAGGCAGUACUAAGUUUAGACCGUUUCAGUUUGCCGAAAUCCAAAUAGGAGAUGAUGCCUUAUUCGCAGACCCAAAGCAAGUCUCACAGCUUGGAGAACUCGUAGUACAGGUUUGGCGAGUCCGUAAAAGUAAACCGGUGCCAACGCCAGUCACUCAACAAGAACAUGGGAUUGUGCCGGCGAAUACGAAGUUCCGCGAACAGCAGUUAAAAGGCAGAGCUGUAUCUCAUGCAACGGAGCUCGGAAAACCACAAGUGUCAUCGGAUAUGGAGACGUUCUACAAGCUGGAAUAUGUCGAUCCAAUUCAAAAACCACUGGCCGAGUUCCAUUUCAAAUAUAGAUCAAGGGAGAUUUUGCAGCAGAUGAUGAUAUUGCCUCGGGACCCGAAACUUCCUCUAAACUUCGACCUAGCUCCUUUUGUUGCAAAACCUGUACCCAGAGUUCCGAUGCUACCCCCUCUGAUCGAGAAACCCCCCGCUACCGCGAAAUCUGCUGUGGAAAACAUCGAAGCAUUGACCGCUCAAAAGCGUAAGGCUGCUACAGAAAUGGCUACACCAACCCAAACAACCACAAAUUCGGCAAUUACUGGCAGAUCGUUCGAUCAGGUAACUAAUAACGCCUUCUCUUCAAGUUCAGCACCACCACAAGCAUUCUGUCAAAUAGCUCCCAAAGCUGUGAAGGAGCAUUCCACUACAAAUACGGGUCCAGCGAAACCAAUUGAAGCCCCAGAAGAGAUCACAUACCCAACGACUCCUGCAUUCGGAUCUAUUCCACAAGUAGGAUCCGGCUUCUCCUCAAAAGCUGGACCUGCAUUGCCAGUAGAGACACCGGCAAAGGCCAUCUUUAGGCCUGAUGUGAGGUCCCUCGCGUCGGCUGAUUUAAGGGCAGCCUCGGGAGAGCCCCUAGUCAUACCUUCCACGCCUCUCCUACGAGUAGCCUCGGAGCCUGCUAAUACACCGUUUACAAGGGUUCUGAUAGAAAUCAACAAAAACCUGAGUCGUUUGAGAGAUAUAGCCAAGGGUCGUAGUUUUGUUAACGUCGUUGAGGUUCGAGACGAGCUCUUACAAGUAGAGGAUGAAAUUCCCGAAGAGGUAGAAAUACAGGUCAAGCCUGAGCAAUACAGACCCGAGGAGAACUUGAAGCGCGAGCGUGUUAUUGAGCAGGAUGAAGAUGAUAUUGAAAUCGUGCUCGAACGUCCAGUAAAGAGACGCCAUAUCUUUUCUGAGGAGGAUGAGAUUAUUGAUUUGACUGCCGAUUGA
Sclerotinia borealis F-4128 is the source of this 1602-nucleotide messenger RNA. The record is from the annotation of a GenBank genome assembly. NCBI's taxonomy places the organism in Eukaryota, Fungi, Ascomycota, Leotiomycetes, Helotiales, Sclerotiniaceae.